GUCUCAUCAUCACACUCACAUUCUCAUCAAUCAACUACUACAACAAACACCAACUUCAACUCACCUACCACAACUCCCAAACAUCACCAUGUCUGACUACAAGCCCACUGAGCACGACGGUCUCCGCAAGGAUGGCCAGCCCGACGGCCGCGUCGGCACUGGCGAGUUCGCUCACGGCAAGGUUGACCCCCAUGAAGCUGGUGUCCAGGGCGGAAAGACCUCUGGCAGCGGCAGCAGUGGAGGUCUCGAGAGCACCAGCGACGACAGCGGCGAUUACAAGCCCACUGAGCACGAUGGCCUUCGCAAGGAUGGAAAGCCCGAUGGCCGUGUCAAGGGCAAUAACUAGAUACACAUGUCUUGACGAAGCGUUUAACGAAGCGUUAUAUGCCUAGCAUUGAAUGAGAAUUGUUAACAACCGAAUUC
This is a messenger RNA of Fusarium graminearum PH-1, 423 nucleotides long. RefSeq lists its product as uncharacterized. Bases 89 to 346 code for a protein of 85 amino acids. The transcript is spliced from 2 exons. The record is from RefSeq and is a predicted model, not a curated record. NCBI's taxonomy places the organism in Eukaryota, Fungi, Ascomycota, Sordariomycetes, Hypocreales, Nectriaceae.